Molecule: messenger RNA, 3790 nt
Organism: Eptesicus fuscus (big brown bat)
Lineage: Eukaryota; Metazoa; Chordata; Mammalia; Chiroptera; Vespertilionidae
Gene: TRUB2
Product: TruB pseudouridine synthase family member 2
Exons: 8
Coding region: 53-1057 (334 amino acids)
Biological process (GO): RNA processing; pseudouridine synthesis
Molecular function (GO): pseudouridine synthase activity; RNA binding
Source: RefSeq, a predicted model, not a curated record
GGCACUUCCGUCCGCGCAGCUUUGCCCGGAACCUGCGCCGCGGGCUGCAGGCAUGGGGGCCGCCGGCCUGGCCCGGUUGCACGGGCUCUUUGCGGCCUACAAGCCCCCGGGGCUGCACUGGAAGCACCUGCGGGACACGGUGGAGCUGCAGCUUCUGAAGGGUCUCAAUGCUGGGAAGCCUCCUGCCCCUCAGCAGCGUGUUCGCUUUCUGCUGGGCCCCGUGGAAGGCAGCGAAGAGAAGGAGCUGACCCUCACAGCCACCAGUGUGCCCUCCCUCACCAACCAUCCGCUGGUACGUGGACCAGCAUUCACCAGCCUGAAGAUUGGCAUGGGACACCAGCUGGAUGUCCAGGCAUCUGGGGUGCUUGUGCUCGGCGUGGGACAGGGAUGCAGUCUCCUCACCGACAUGUACCACGCACACCUCACCAAGGAUUACACGGUUCGCGGCCUCCUGGGCAAAGCCACAGAUGACUUCCGCGAGGACGGGCGGCUGGUGGAGAAGACAACAUAUGACCACGUGACCAGAGAGAAACUAGAUCGAAUCCUGUCCGUGAUCCAAGGCUCCCAUCAGAAGGCCCUGGUGACGUACUCCAACCUCGAUCUGCAGACCCAGGAGGCCUAUGAGAUGGCCGUGAAAGGCUUGAUCCGGCCCAUGAACAAGUCCCCGAUGCUGAUAACCGGCAUCCGAUGCCUCCACUUUGCGCCUCCAGAAUUCCUCUUAGAGGUGCAGUGCAUGAACGAGACGCAGAAGCAGCUGCGGAGUCUGGUGCACGAAAUCGGCCUGGAGCUGAAGACCACCGCUGUCUGCUCCCACGUGCGGCGCACGCGGGAUGGCUUCUUCACCCUGGACGAUGCCCUCCUGAGGACCCAGUGGGACCUGUACAGCAUCCAGAACGCCAUCCAGGCCGCAGCCCCCCGGGUGGCAGCCGAGCUGGAGAAGAACUUGAGGCUGGGGCUGGGCACCCAGCAGCUCCAGGGUCCAGGCUGGCAGGGGGACAACGAGGGGCCGAGCCCUGCCUUGGAAGGCUGGACGGCGGGUGGGGCAGCGGGUGGGUAAAGAUCAGAGUUGUUCAUGAGCUGGGAUGGAUGACUGCAGAGAGAGUAGGGGAAGCUUGAUUACAUGUGACAUGAACCUUAGAAGCUGUAGGAGAAAACACGACCCAACUGAAAAGGAAAAACUUCUACAUGGAGAAAGACAAUACACGCAUGACAGACGGAUAAAGAUAUUUGCGUCUGAACCUUGAGCUGUGGAAUCUGUUGACUCCAGGCAGUGUCAGGUUUGAGUUAAACUGUAGGACACAGUCUGGGCCCACCGAGAGCUGCAGCAUCGCUUGGCGUGGGAGACGCCCUGUGCCCGGUGUCGGAAGCGCUGCGUGCGGAGGAGUUUCCCUUCACCUGUGUGUGUGUUUAGCGUGUGUGUGUGUGUGGAAUGAACCCCAAUGGUUAAUUUUUUUUAGCCAAGUGGAAUUCUACACAGUGUGACAAAUGGCUUCUUUCCUUGAACAACAGAGCAUGGCCAUUUCUCCGUCUGCCCACCAGGUAGGGGUGCUCCUUCCUGCAGACCCUGUCGGGGGGGCCAGGUCACAGGGCUCUCUGAGGAAGGCCCAGCUGCCGCCUGGAGCCAGGACUCUGGUGAAGAGCUCACCCUCGGUUUUGUCAUCUUACUGAACCUCUCAGGGUGAAGAGCCAGCGUGCUGUGUUUGUUCCGGCGGAAGGGCCCUCAGCCCUUGGCCUCUCUGGCACUUACAGCGAUAACUUCAAGAGAAGGCAGAAUUAGCUGCCACACUCUUCCUGAAAGGCUAGACUGAUGCCAUCGCUGCAGAUGGCGCCCAGUGCCCAGUGCCCAGCCCGGAGCCUGGGCAGGUUUGGUGGUCAGCAGGCCAGUGACCUGAAGGGAAGAUGAUGCCAGUGAUAUGAAUAACAGCAGCUUACUGAGGACUUCUGUGCUAAGAGCUUUACAUUCAGUGACCACCUGACAUGAAACUAAUGAUUAUCCCCCUUGUAUGGGAAGGAAAGCUGCUAGGAAGAGCCAUCCUGUCUGGCAGAGGGCAUCUUGGUCUGCAUAGGACCUGCCCCUCCAUGAUUUCUGACCCGGUAGCUGCUGGACAUCAGUUUAACUGGCAUGCCUCCUGAAUCUCUGCCCCAGAGGUGAUUUCAGAGCUGUCUUCCCCUCUUCAGGGUCACCCUAACCAUGCGAGGCUGAGGCAAGAGCAGGUACCUCCACCUGUGCUUACUCAAGCCAUAUUCACUGCCACCCCUCCUUGUUUAGCAUCUCCAGAUAUCUGACUACCCCUCCCCCUUACACCGGCCCUCCCUCACACCAGAACCCCAGGGAAUUUAAUCCCCAUUUUACAGAUGGGGAAACUGAGGCCUAAGAAGGUAAUACUUGCCUGGGCCUCACAGCCAGUCAAGGGUAGAUCUGAACUGGGUACUCUGGCUCCAGAGCCCAUGCUUUUAAUCUCUCUUAACCAUGACCUCCCUAUCUUGACCUUGGUGGAACCUAGGCCCAGCCCUGGGUUGUGUCCCUAGUGAGAUUUUCCUAUUGAGACCUUGGAGCCAGGGGUGAUAUGCAUAAUCAAAUCCCAUCUUAGAGUUGUGGCCUUGUUAGAUAGGAAACAUGGAAAUAUAUACUUCUGCAUGUAGACAAUUCAGAAUAAAAUCGAACAAUACUUGGAUUAGUGGAAUCUAAUCCAAAGGAGGGGAAAACUGGGUGGGGCAGAGGGGGUUGGCAAAUCUCAAUACAUAACUGGAACCCAGGCUAAAUAGGCGGUCACAUUGAGACCGGCUAGUAAGCUGGGAAUAGGGAAACAAAGUUAAACAGCAGUUUGCAGCUAUCCAGUAACCCUAUCUUCCCUAAACCAAGGACACUUGAGAGUAAAUCAUUUGCACUUCUCCCCAAGCAGAGGGUAAAUAGCUUAAAUCACCCUACUCAGGGAGACAGCAGAAAUCCAAUUAGUGCCAUAUGGCAACCACAGCCAAGGACAAAGGAAGUUAAGAGAAUAAAUCUCAUUUUGGUUUAUCAGCAUAAAUCUGAUGAGUAUUAAGAUCCCCCCUCCCCCAAGAAUUCCCCUAAAUGUCCAGCCUUAAAAACUCAAAACGAAGGUCAUAGGGUGAGCAAGCCCUUCCUUCCUCCCCCUCCCACCUUCCCCAUUGGGAUGCAUCUCAGGCUUGAAACCAGGGGAGCAAUGGGCAGUGGCAACCACCCCCCCAACCUGUCCCCAAGGUCCCCUUUUCUGUGACUUCUCAGUGAGCCAAAGCAGAUCAGCCUAGGCUUACUUCCCCAGCUUUAAUAAAUGUCCUCUCAAAUUCACCUGGGCUUGUAUUGUGAAAGUUUUUUCUACACAAAGUCAAGAGCCCACACCCUACUAGCCAGCUCUACGCAGACUCACUAAGGGCCAGGUCUCCUUUCCAGUAACAACAUCACCUCAUCUGGAGUCCUUAUUGACACAGAUUAUAAAAGAGGUUAGAGUGGCCUAUCUUGAUCUCAGAAUUGUGGGGGGCAGGGGUACCCCUGAGUCAUGCCCAAAUAUUUGGUCAACAUGCAGCCUCAGUCUGCUGGGGAAAAAAACCACUCCAAUUCCCUUGGGAUGGUAAAAUGUUUUCCUUAGUAGGUGUUUUUAACCCUGAAAGGUUAGAAAUGAACAAUGAUUGUUAAAUUGUGCCAAAUGUGUAAGCAACUUGAGAUUUGUAAGUUGAGCUUGCAAUUUUAAAGUUAAACUAUUGGGUUGAUUUAUUUCAAGAAAGACUUUAAAGCCAAAUAAAGUGCAAAUAAUUCUGUGUACGAAAUGUG